Molecule: messenger RNA, 2142 nt
Organism: Nerophis lumbriciformis (worm pipefish)
Lineage: Eukaryota; Metazoa; Chordata; Actinopteri; Syngnathiformes; Syngnathidae
Source: RefSeq, a predicted model, not a curated record
AUGGAAGAACUGGAGGUGGAGGUUCGAGGCUCCAACGGGGCAUAUUAUAAGGGCUUAGUCAAAGACAUCCACAAUGACUCCCUCACCAUUGCCUUUGAGAACAAUUGGCAACCAGAACGCCAGGUGCCCUUCAGUGAUGUCAGGAUGCCACCUCCUGCUGAUGCCAAGAAAGAGAUUAGAGAGGGUGAGGAGGUGGAGAUCCUUUCCCGGGCUAACGAGCUGGAACCUUGUGGCUGGUGGCUAGCUAAAGUCUGCAUGACGAAAGGAGAUUUCUUUGUUAUUGAGUAUGCUGCUUGUGAUGCCACCUACAAUGAGAUUGUCACCUUUGAGCGCUUGCGCCCAGUCAACACCAACAAGGCAAUCACUAAUAAUUACUUUCACAAGUGCAGUAUCACUAUUCCUCAGGAUCUUCAAGAAGCGUGUCAGACUGAUAAUGCCCAUAAAGACUUCAAGAAAGCUGUGGGAGCCUGUCAAGUGUCAUACUGUCCUGAGACCAGCAAGCUGAUCAUUUUGUCCACCAAUGAGUCAACAGUUAAGCGUGUGUCUUUGCUGAGUGACAUGCACCUCCGCAGCCUCAGAACCAAACUUAUGCUCAUGUCCCGCAACCAGGAAGCUACAAAACACCUUGAGAACUCUAGACAUCUGGUAUCAUCCUUCCAAGAAGAGUUUACGGUGAGGACAGAUUUAAUGGGGCUGGCAAUUGGCAGUCAUGGCAGUAACAUUCAGCAAGCAAGGAAAGUUGCAGGUGUCACCGCCAUUGAUUUGGAUGAGGAGACUGGCACCUUCAGAAUUUAUGGAGAGACAGCAGAAGCAGUGAAGAAGGCAAGAAACUUCCUAGAGUUUCUGGAGGAUUCUGUCCAGGUACCAAGAAACCUAGUUGGUAAAGUCAUUGGCAAGAAUGGAAAGGUCAUUCAGGAGAUUGUGGACAAGUCUGGAGUGGUGAGGGUCAGAAUAGAAGGAGACAAUGACAACAAGCAACCCCGACAAGAGUUGACACAGGGAAUGGUCCCCUUCACCUUUGUCGGAACUAAGGAGAGUAUUGGAAAUGUCCAAGUCUUGCUGGAGUACCACAUCUCAUACCUCAAUGACAUGAUGGAGCUUCUUGUGCAGAGCCACCAGCUAGAGGAAGAGCUGAGAAAUAUUGGGGAUAACUCACAGGGAUGCAGCCUAGCACGAUUAAGAAUAAGUGGCACAAGGCACACAGGAUGUGUAGAUGAGGUUGAGCAACUUCGUCUGGAGCGGAUGCAGAUUGAUGAGCAGUUGCGUCAGCUUACGCAAGGCCACCGACCUGGGGACAGGGAGAGAGGAGGAGGGGCAUAUAACACAGACGGCAGUGCCAAUGUGUCGUCGUCCUCAUCUCAUGUUGGACGUUCCUACAACAACCGAGGCCGUGGGCGCAGAGGCCACGGCUACAAUUCUGGAUAUGGCACCAACUCUGAGCACUCCAAUGCGUCGGAGACUGACUCUGAGCGUCGAGAUGAAAUCGGUGAUUGGUCUCAAGCCACUGAGGAUCAAGUGAGGGAGAGGGACAGAGGCCAGCGUCCACAGAGAGAUAAUCGCAGGAGACCAGGACCUGGCAGAGGAAGAGGAGGACGAGGGAGAGGAGGAUAUAAUAAUAGCGCAGCAGGGCCUCGGGGUGGCAACACAGAGACAAACACUGAGACAGACCAGACGGCCGACACAGAUGCUAGUGAGUCCAACUUGCUUGCGACUCGCCAGCGAAAAUCUCGCCGACGUCGAACAGAUGAGGACACCACACUGAUGGAUGGGAUGAGUGAAUCGGACAACGCUUCUAUGAGUGAAAAUGGAAUAGAUGACUCUGAAGCUCAACCUCAGCGUCGUAAUCGUAGUCGACGGCGUCGUAUUCGUCUGCCUGAAGAAAGGCAGCCAGUGACAGUGGCCGACUUCAUGUCCAGGGCUGACUCUCAGAGCAGACAGAUGACAACCAAGGAUCAUGAGAUGAAGAAGGAUGAGGGUAAGGUGGAUUCCAUACCAGAGCACAGCCCAGAGUCCCCUUCCACAGCUGCCAAUGGUUCGGACAAAAGUGCCACCCAAGAUAAAAGGUCUUCCACUGAGGCGUCCACCAAAAUCACUGAAGAAGGGGACUCUAACCCCGAACCUGUUGUUAAUGGCCUCUCAUAG